This is a messenger RNA of Prunus armeniaca (apricot), 639 nucleotides long. NCBI's taxonomy places the organism in Eukaryota, Viridiplantae, Streptophyta, Magnoliopsida, Rosales, Rosaceae. The record is from the annotation of a GenBank genome assembly.
AUGGAGCCAUUAGUGAUAAAAUUGUCAACCUCACCAACCUUGCCAAUCCUUGACCUUUCCUUUAAUCAAUUUGGCGGCAAGCUUCCUCCCAAUUGGGGGAAGCUCUCCAAGUUGAAGUUUGUGACCUUAGAUUUCAACAAUUUAGAAGGUGUGUUGCCCCCAUCUUUGAUCAAUUGCACAAACCUUGUAGAAUUGCGUUUGGGGAACAACCACUUGGAAGGAGAUAUCUCUGUGCUUGAUUUCUCAAAACUGAGUCAACUUACUAAACUUGACCUAAGGAUCAAUAACUUCACUGAGGGACAAAUACAAGCUGAGAUACUUUCAUUGAAAUCCUUAUCCUUCCUCUCGCUUGGUUACAACCGAUUCACCAACCUCACAGGGGCAAUGAAGAUAUUGAUGAGUUGCAAAAGACUUCACACACUCUUGCUUAGCGGUUCCUUUGUGGGUGAGGGAAUGCCAUCUGAUGAUGACAUGGUUGAUUUGAUGGAUUCCAAAAUCUUCGAGUCUUGGGUUUGGUUCAUUUCUAACCUCACUGGUAAAAUACCUUUUUGGUUAUCAAAGCUCAAGAAUUUAGAGAUCUUGGCUCUGGGUUUUAUCAAAUCACAGGGCCGAUUCCAUAUUGGUUGGGACUCUUACUAG